CCCCGGCACAGCCUUCGCUAUGGAUGGCUUGAAUGUCUCCAUUGCUUUUUUCUUCCUGGUGGUUGGGGUGUGCCAGGUGCUCAGGUGGCUUUCCAGGAGGCUGCUGUCCCCUGGAACACAUGGCUGCCUUGCCAGGGAAUUUGCUGGCUCGUUCCAGUUGUGCACGAGCUGCCUGGAGCUGAGGAUGCUGAUGGACAUCGGCCCCUGGAGUGGCGGCUUUGGCCUGGACGUGGUCCUGACCCUCCUCUUCCUCCUCUCCGCUGCCCACGGCGCCUCUUCUGACGGAGCCUCCGCCAACCCCACGGUGUCCCUGCAGGAGUUCCUGCUCCUCGAGGCCAGCCUGGCGGUCACAGUGGCCAAGCUGCUGGCCCAGGGUGUGGGUGCAGGGGCGGGCUGGGCUGUCACCCGGCUCUUCUGGUCCUGGGAGCUGACACAGCUCCACUUCAUCCAGAACCUGAUCGCGCCCGAGUGCAGCUCCUCCAUCCGCGCCUCCCUGCCCCACGCUGCCUUUGUGGAAGGCUCCUGCUCCUUCCUCUUCCACCUUGUGCUCCUCAAGGUGAGGCAGAGUCACCCCCUGUGCCGGGUCCCUGUGCUGGCAGCGACUGUCACCUUCCUGACCUACACAGCUGGACCAUUCACGGGAGCCUUCUUCAACCCUGCCCUGGCCACAGCCACCACCUUCCAGUGCUCGGGGAGCAGCUUCUGGGAUUACAUCCAGGUUUACUGGCUGGGACCCCUCGCAGGGAUGCUCGCUGCCCUCCUGCUGUUCCAGGGCAACAUCCCACGCCUCUUCCAGAAAAACCUCCUCUACAGCCAGAAGAGCAAAUACAGGGUGCCCAAGGCAAAGGUGACAGCAGAGCUGGAGGGUGACAAACCACAGAGGAAGAGGAAGGGGGGGAAGAGCAACUCAGAGCCCCGUGCCUGAGGCCAGGGGUCCUGGCAGCCCUUUUCCUGGGAAAGGGUUUCCCAGUGUGGAGGAUUUUGCUGUGCUCCUUCAGUCCUUAAAGCAUCACAAAGGAAUCUUUGCAGGCUCUUGAGCCCCUGAGCUCCUUUGGGAAUUGCUUUGAAAGCCGCCCUGGAGAGCCUGAAAAGUUUGAAGCCCACACUGCUGCCUCAGAGAGAAAACACUGAACGCUUUUGCAUAAAUUGCUGGUUGUCUUAUACUGCCAGGAAUCUUCGGGAAAGUUGGGACCAUUCCAUGGGCAGGCUUGAGCAACUCGGGGUUAUUGCAUCGUGCAGUGCCUGCAAUAACCCCACUGGGUCUCUUGCAGCUGUAAAAACAAAAUAUAAGCCAGUAACUGCCUUGGACACUUGGGAUAGGGAGGAAACAGGCUUUGAUCUUUCGAGUCAUCAAUGGAUGCUGGUUAAAAAUUGGUGGGUUUUGAGUUAAACUUGACCCGAAGUCCUUGAGUUGCACAGGCUGAACCUGGCAAGUCUUGGAGAGGAAUUAAAAAUGCUCCAAGGCAAGAGAGUUCACUGGCCACAGGAGACCCUGCUCCUCUGGGGCUGUGCUUAGCCUGGGUGUUGGUGCUGUAAAACAUCAAUAAAUGGUGCACAAAGGGUCUGUGGUUAGAACAAAAAAAAGAAAAAAGGAGACCCAGGCAGUUGCUGUGGUUGAGCAAGUGCAUCCCUGGGCUCUGCUCCGUGUCUAUGUGAAAUACUCCUAACUAUAAAAUUACAGUUUGUGGAAAAAAAUAAUAAAAAUAAAUGCUCUGUUUGGCA
Sturnus vulgaris (Common starling) is the source of this 1722-nucleotide messenger RNA. Its product is annotated as aquaporin-12-like. Gene Ontology annotation, biological process: transmembrane transport. NCBI's taxonomy places the organism in Eukaryota, Metazoa, Chordata, Aves, Passeriformes, Sturnidae. Gene Ontology annotation, cellular component: cytoplasm; membrane. The record is from RefSeq and is a predicted model, not a curated record. Gene Ontology annotation, molecular function: channel activity.